GUGCUUUAAAAAUUAUAAUAAUUUUGGGAUUACUGUGUAUUUAUCGACGUGUGCGUGUUUAACAAGGUUGCCAGUUGAUUGUUAUACAAAUGGCAAAAUGCAAAUACGAUAAAAGAAGUGCAGAUCGUUACCGGCGGUUUGCGUGCGGACGCGCAAUGUACAGCGCAUGCGCUAGCAUGCAAAUUGGUACCAGUUUUAAAACAUGGAGGGUCAGUCUGGUCAAGACUACCUGCAAUCAAAAAAGGAAAUAAUGACAGAUGCUGAUUUGCACAAUGAUGAAACCUUUGGAUUGGAAGCAGAUACUGAAUUGAAUGAUGACUGGGAAAUGAAGCAUGAGCAUCUUGCAAAAUUGCUUGAAAUUGAACAUGAAAAAGUUAAAAAGUCAUCACCACUGCGAAUUGAAUCAAAAAGUGUUGACAUUCCAACAAGUUUUCAUUCUUUGCACGACUCCUUAAAUGGGACAAAGUCUGAAAAUUCAUCAGAUGAGGAGGAGAUUAUUGUUGGAAAUACAAUAUCACAAUUGGGCCUAGACGAUGAAACUGAUGAUAUGGUGAAAUCAAAUACUCCUUCUCAUAGUUUUGAAUUUCAAGAAAGUAAGGAGUCAUGGACAUCACCUUCACGAGGCAAGGAUCAUCGACCUGACUCCUUACAUGAGCUUAUCUCUCCUGGUGAAGGAGUCUGGGCUUCCCCAUCUAGAGCGAUGCUGCGAAGUAGUGAUCAUGUUGUGCCUGAUAUUGAUUUUAAAAAGAAAGAGGAUGAAGAUAUCAUUAAAAAGUUAUUUGGUGGUCAUGACAUUGUUACAGCUGGUAAAGGUGGCACAACGCCAAGCAAUCAUGCAAUUCGUGUUGAGGAUCUCGAAAGAGGAUUACGCAAUGAUGGAGAACAACCUGAAGCAGUGUUACGAAGACCUACACCACCACUUAUGCCUAUUCCACAAGAAGGAAUGACACCACUGCAUCAGUUAAUACCUAUACCUCCAGGAAUUAUGGGUCCAGUAAUGCCUCCUAGACUUCCAGCAGAUUUGAAGGUUUCUCCGCUGUUGCUCAUGAACAGGCAUAUCAUGCAAAUGGGCGGGUUGCCUGGAUUACCACCACUAUACCCGCCAUUAUUGACACCACAAAUGAUGAUGAUGCGGCCUCCACUUUUUUCACAUGAUCACCGACGGGGAACUCCCCGUGGCAGAAGUCCAUGGAAUUCAAACCGAGGUCGUGGUUCAUCAAGAUACAAUAACAAUGACAAAACAUGGCAUAGAUCUCCAAAACAAGAAGGUCAUGACUCCUCUUAUCAUGAUCAGUUCAUCCAUAUGGAAUCUUCUAAAAUGAUGAAUGCAAAAGAGAAGGAAUGGAUAUUUAAGAUUAGUUUAAUGAGCCUUCUCAGUGGUGAUCCAAACAUUUCAGAUUAUUAUUUCAUAUCUUACAUGAACAAAAAGCUUUUAAAACAAGCAACAGAAGGUAAUAAAGAAGAAAACGAGGAAGAAGAUGUUAGCGAGAACUUGGAGAAAACUAAGCAGUUGAUGAAUUAUGCUCAGAAGCAACAACAGUCUAAAGACAGUCAUAGGCCAGUCAAGUUCGAAGGUUCUCUUGGUAAACUGUCUAUCACUUCUGUUCACCAUCCAAGACAAAUAAUGGAUUUUUCUACACCAGAACAAGAAAAGACUCAGUCUCGCAUACCGGAAAGUGGAAAGAAGAAGUUUGUGAUGUAUGGUUUGAUUGAAAACAUUUAUGAUAUAUUUCUUUCUCUUACUGAUGUUGAAAGACGUUUGCUUGAUUCAAAUGCAGAGCAGCAGGAAGCUAUUUUACAGGAACGAACAGCUAAAAUUGAUAAAAUAUUUAGUAUGUUAAAAAUCCAGCUGCACACAUCACCGGAACCAAGUGACACUGACCACUUUCUUCACUUAAUGUCGAUAACAAAGUCAAGAAAACUCAUACCGAGAAUUAUUCUCUACUUAAAACAGGAACAAUCCGAAUCCUUACUGAUCUCAAUUAUCCAUGUUCUGCCAGCACUACUGAAGAAAGAUAAUAAGGAGCAGGCUCUACUUCCCACCGUCGAUAAAAUAAAAAUUAUACUGAAGAAAAGUUCUGAAGACUUUAAGCUAAAAUGUGUUAAAAUGCUCAGAAAGGUUAAUCUAAAGACUAUGUUGUCUUAUAAAAUGAGCAUUCGGCUGUUAAGUACUGUGCUUGACUCCCUGAUACAGAAAGAUUCAUCGCAAAGUCUGGAAUGGUCAUUUUACGAAACAGAAGUUCCAAAGGUUUUGAUGGAUUUGUCUGAAGACGCAUCAAGCAGAAAUGAAGGAGAGCUUAACCGCCUAAAAAGAGUUCUCAAUGUGAAAGACCUAUUGAUUAACAUUUAGCAAAUACCAUAAGGAGAUCAAUUUAGUUUUUCAGCGUUAUGACUGCAAUUUAGUUUCUCGUGUUAUGAUAAAAUGGCCGAAAUUAUUUAUGGCAUUUAUAUGUGUUAGCCGAAAAUUUUCCAACCUAAUUUUUCAGUACUUUUGUGGUUGUUGUUUUCUAGUGUUGUUGCUUGUUGUUGUUUGUUGUUUUAUAUAUUGUUUUAUAUAUUACUCGUCUUUUAUCCAAUCUUAUGUUGUGUUCGAAAUUGAUUUUUUUUACGGAUGUAAUUUAAAUUAUAUAAUUGUUGUUGUUUUUUAAAUCAAAAUUUUUCAUGCUUAAAUGCAGAAUAGCAUUUGAUUAGGUAGAAUUAGCUGCAAAUUUUAAUCUGAUAUGAAAAGUCUGAAUUUCUAUAAAAACCGGACGUUUAGCGUUUGAAAUGUUCUUUGCAUUUCCUGAUAGUUAUGUGAAUUUCUCAUAUAUUCUAUUUAAUGUCUACAUUUUACUUCAUUUUUAAGAGAAAUAGUUGUAUCCAAUUUAACGGCAACAUUUGUUAAGCCACACGGUUACUAUAGUUACCCGAGCGAUAUUUUUUAUGCUCCUGCACUAGAUUUUUUUUAUUAUUUAAUUAUUUCAUUUGAGUUUGUUAAAAAACUCGUAUCUAAAGAAGAUUAAAGCAACUUAAA
Messenger RNA from Hydractinia symbiolongicarpus, 3013 nucleotides. RefSeq names its product protein PAT1 homolog 1-like. Gene Ontology annotation, molecular function: RNA binding. The coding region runs from base 203 to 2350 and encodes 715 amino acids. NCBI's taxonomy places the organism in Eukaryota, Metazoa, Cnidaria, Hydrozoa, Anthoathecata, Hydractiniidae. The record is from RefSeq and is a predicted model, not a curated record. The transcript is spliced from 20 exons. Gene Ontology annotation, cellular component: P-body. Gene Ontology annotation, biological process: P-body assembly; deadenylation-dependent decapping of nuclear-transcribed mRNA.